Haliotis rubra (blacklip abalone) is the source of this 2788-nucleotide messenger RNA. RefSeq names its product mucin-2-like. Bases 2086 to 2445 code for a protein of 119 amino acids. The record is from RefSeq and is a predicted model, not a curated record. The transcript is spliced from 4 exons. Lineage: Eukaryota; Metazoa; Mollusca; Gastropoda; Lepetellida; Haliotidae. Gene Ontology annotation, molecular function: protein binding.
UCUCAGUUUCUGCUUUUAAACUGGUUUAGGAAAUUGAUGAACUAGUGUAAAUGUAUAUUGUACAACUGCUGUAAAGCAGUAUGAAUGUUGCAGGAACCAAGUGCUUGCUUCACACAAUGUUUACACCCAAACGUUUGUUUAGCCUGUCACCGGGCGGGGGAUGAAGGAACGUCUGUGUAAAUAACGCACCGUUUCACUGAUAGGCUUGUUAUAUUUGUAACAUAUGUUAUAUUUGGGAUUACACUUUGUUAUAUUUGAUCAAAUUAUGUGCUUGUAAGUUUCAUCCUAUGAACUGAUAACAUUUACAACUGUCACGGAAGAUUUUCUGAAAUUAUUAAAAAUCUGUUCAGUCAAGUAACGGAUGUGUGUCAUGUGCAUAUCUUUUGUUCUGCGUCAAUAAAUAUCUGCAUUGCAUUGAAAUACAUACCCCAUCACGCGACCCAAAGUAUCAGCAUAAUGGUGAAGGCUUGUAGCUUUGCUCUUUUAACACUGAAACCAUAAUGUGGAACACAUGUAUUUCUGUAACACUUCAAGAAUAUGCCAUGGAAUGUUCAGUAGCUGGCCAUAAGUGAGUCAUCAUUAGUGAAAUUUCCAUAGACUUACAUGUUAAUUAACUGUUGCAAAUAUAAUUUUCAUAAAUUGAGUAGAAGUCAUUUUAUUUUGACAUUUUGCAAACAUCUCGGAAAUCAUCUUAGCUUCGUGAACAUAAUAUUCUUUCAUCUUUCCGUUGAUUAGUUAUCGAAUGACACCUGAUUAUACACCAUAAAUACAACAUAAUUUUAAUCUAUCCCAUAGACAGCCAUUUUAAACCUGAUUGCUAUGUCUAGUAUAUGUCGUGUAAAUAGUUGCAGUUUUCGUAAUAAUCAUUGGAAAAUUUAAUGGAAAUUAUGUGCAUGUAGCGGAAAUGAUUUCCCAGCUGGAAGAUAAGUAUUGAAAGCAAUUCGACCGAAACUAAACUGAUGAAAAUUAUUCUUGCAUUAUUCUUUCACUAAUGAUGACUCACUUAUGGCCAUCUACCGUAGAUUAUGGAAGGGCAUAUUCUUGUUAUUUCUAACACUGAAACAGACGGAAUGUCAAUCACUCGGUCAGCCGACAUUUCGAUCUUUACCACCACACACAGCCACUGUGUUUCUACCCUUGUUGUUUAUCAAAGUACAUUGCUUCCAACAACAAGUACGGCUGUGUCAGCUACACUUUCCGCCUCAGAUAGUAGUGCGAGAAUUACACUUCCGCCGUCGCUCGGUAUGCUGACAUUUUGUGAGUGUUUCACAGAGUUUGCCUGACACAAAUUACAACUGUGUUGCACAAACACCGAGUAAAGUUACCAUGCUGCCCUUCACACUGCGUGAUAAACACUGAGGUGUAAUCUGCUUCACAUUUACGGAAUUGACUAAAAUACCAUGUACAUUAAACAGGGAGGGUGGGAUGGGGACAUCAAGGAAAGGCAUUUUUGAAUUCCAGUCACGGUUAAUGAAUUCAAACCAAACAGGUCAUUCCAUAAGGGGGAAUUAUGAGUAGGUAUAAGUGCAGAUGAUUUUGUUUGUUUAUCUUUUUUUUUUCUUUCAGUGUAAUAAUGUGAAUAAUCAUGUAUUUCAUGAAGUUUGAAGUCCCCGUAGAAUAUACUCGCUUCUAACCUAACCCUAACCCUGUAGGCGAACAGAUUCUUUAGUUACACCGUUCAUGUUUAUAUUUCAAAACAAAAUAACAAUCUAUUCACUUACAGCAUUUCAACCAAGAGGAGCAUCUCAGCUGUUAGCACACAGUCAUUGUACAGCUUAUUACAUUUUCAGAUUCAUACUGUAAUAAUAACUUUAGGAAGUGUUCUGGGGUUUUUUCCUGCAGAGAUACGCGGUCUUGAUGAACAGGUAUCUCAAUCAAAUCAAACCAUAUAUAUUUGAUACCUCUGCUAUAACAGAUGUAUUUGGAAUUUAUCCAUACAUAAUAUUGAAAGGCAAAACAUGUGGAAAGUGAAAACUGAGGCCAGUAGUAGAAAUGCUUAUGUGCUGUGUACAGUUUUCUGAUCAACAUAUUCACUGUUUCAGCCUCGACUGACCCGAGCCCGACAAGACGGUUUCACCAGUGCCAAUGACGACACAAGACUCUGAUCUACCGGCCUCGACUGACCCGAGCCCGAGCAAGACGGUUUCACCAGUGCCAAUGACGACACAAGACUCUGAUCUAACGGCCUCGACUGAUCCGAGCAAGACGGUUCCACCAGCGCCAGAGACGACACAAGACUCUGAUCUAUCGGCGACUCCAUCACCAGCCACAGACCGCGACCUCUACUCCGCCAGCAGGGACGGUGACCUGGAGAGAGUGAAGCGGAUCCUGUCAGCGGGUCACGUGGACAUCAACACUAGAGGAGGAUACAGCAUGACACCGGUGAUGGUGGCAGCAAUGUGGGGACACAGAGACGGGUGGAGUUCCUGGUGUGAAGAGGGCUGAUUUGUCACUGGUGGACAGGCGCGGUAACAGCGUCCUUCACUGGGCCUGUCUGGGAGGACACCUGGAGAUCGUGAACCUGAUCCUGUCCUGGAACGUGGUGGACAUCAACGCCAGGAACAACAACGGGUACACAGCGGUCUACUGGGCGAGAGUCGGGGGACGUCAGCGAGUGGUGGAUCUCCUGGUGUCACGUGGUGGACACUGAAGUCAGUGUUGGUGUGGACAGACGGUGCACAUGUCGUUACUGACACUGACGAGGUGUGUGCCGUUCACGUUGUCGUGUGUCACGAUUCAGGUGAUUUCCUUUUUCCUUUCUGAAUAUAAAUAAAACUUGUUGAAUGUA